This is a messenger RNA of Ceratotherium simum simum (southern white rhinoceros), 478 nucleotides long. The record is from RefSeq and is a predicted model, not a curated record. NCBI's taxonomy places the organism in Eukaryota, Metazoa, Chordata, Mammalia, Perissodactyla, Rhinocerotidae.
AUGAGGAAUAAAGAAUUGUAUUAUCGGUUAAGAAAUAUGGAAGGACAAUUAACUAAAAAUCUGAUGGAAAAGGGCGUAUUGACAACAGAGAAACAGAACUUCCUACUUUUUGACAUGACGACACAUCCCCUCACCAACAACAACAUUAAGCAGCGUCUCAUCAAGAAGGUGCAGGAAGCUGUUCUUGACAAAUGGGUGAAUGACCCUCACCGCAUGGACAAGCGCUUGCUGGCCCUUAUUUACCUAACCCAUGCCUCAGAUGUUCUGGAGAAUGCUUUUGCUCCCCUUCUGGACGAGCAGUAUGAUUUAGCCACCAAGAGAGUGCGGCAGCUUCUCGACUUAGAUCCUGAAGUGGAAUGUCUGAAGGCCAAUGCCAACGAGGUUCUGUGGGCGGUGGUGGCAGCCUUCACCAAGUAACUCUGCUCAGAAUGAAGUGUUCUCUCUCUCCUGUAAACCAGUUGCUUCUAUUCUAUAGACU